Lathyrus sativus (Indian pea) is the source of this 1863-nucleotide messenger RNA. The record is from the annotation of a GenBank genome assembly. NCBI's taxonomy places the organism in Eukaryota, Viridiplantae, Streptophyta, Magnoliopsida, Fabales, Fabaceae.
AUGGAACGUGCAAAGAACUCUCCGAUUCAGAUCCGUUCUUCAAUCUUACCAUUACUAGCUUGCAUUUCUUCCUUUUACCUCACCGCAUCCUUCGCCGACACCGUCACCAGAGAAGAAGCUAAACAACUCCGUAACGAAGUCGGUGAAAUGUUCUAUCACGCUUUUAACGGUUACAUGGACAACGCUUUUCCACUCGAUGAAUUGAAGCCUCUAUCGUGUUCAGGAGAGGAUACGCUUGGCGGUUAUGCAUUAACCUUGAUUGAUUCGUUGGAUACUUUGGCUUUACUUGGUGACCGUGAGCGGUUUACUGCUUCUGUUGAAUGGAUUGGUAAAAAUCUUCGCUUUGAUAUGAUAAAUAAGACGGUUUCUGUUUUUGAGACUACUAUUAGGGUUCUUGGAGGAUUGAUUUCAGCUCAUCUAAUCGCUUCUGAUUAUGCUACGGGUAUGAGAGUUCCAUCGUAUGAUAAUCAGUUACUGAACUUGGCUGAAGAUCUUGCAAGGAGGUUGUUACCUGCAUUUGAUACUCCUACUGGAAUUCCAUUUGGGUCUGUAAAUUUGUUACAUGGAGUUGAUAAACAUGAAAGCAAGAUAACUUCAACAGCUGGCGGUGGAACCUUGACUCUUGAAUUUGGUGUUCUAAGCCGUUUGACAAAUGAUCCUAUUUUUGAACAAGUCACCAAGAAUGCAGUGCUUGCAAUUUGGGCACAACGCUCAAAACUUAAUUUGGUUGGGGCUCAUAUUAAUGUUUUUACAGGUGAAUGGACUCAAAAGGAUGCUGGGAUAGGAACUAGUAUCGACUCUUUUUAUGAGUAUUUAUUGAAGGCUUAUCUAUUAUUUGGAGAUGAAGAGUACCUGUAUAUAUUUCAAGAAGCUUAUGCUGCUGCCAUGCAUUAUCUUUACCAUGAUCCUUGGUAUGUAGAAGUUAAUAUGGAUUCUGCUGCUAUUGUCUGGCCAUUAUUUAACAGUCUGCAGGCAUUUUGGCCUGGCCUUCAGGUUUUAGCUGGAGAUAUAAAUCCGGCAACUCGUACUCAUGCUGCCUUCUUGAGUGUCUGGAGAAGAUAUGGUUUUACCCCCGAGGGCUUUAAUCUUGCUAGUCUAAGUGUUCAGCAUGGGCAAAAGAGUUACCCGCUGCGGCCUGAGUUAAUAGAGAGCACAUAUUGGCUAUACAAAGCUACCAGAAAUCCUAGAUAUCUUGAUGCUGGGAGGGACAUGCUUGCUAGUUUACAGUAUGGGACUCGAUGCCCUUGUGGAUACUGUCACAUUUCAGAUGUUGAACAUCACAAACAAGAAGAUCAUAUGGAGAGUUUCUUUUUAGCUGAGACUGUGAAGUAUCUGUGGCUCCUUUUUGAUUUGGCCGUGGGUCCUGAUAACCUUGUGGAAAAUGGGCCAUACAAGUAUGUAUUCAGCACUGAAGGUCAUUUAUUGCCUGCUACUCCUCAAAUCUCUCUUGUGAGGGAACAUUGUUUAUACUAUGGGGCUUAUUGUAGAAGUGGUGAUUUGAGACAAACUUAUUUUGUGUCUGAGGCUGAGAGAGUUAAACACGAAUCAAAUGAUAGUAGAUUUUAUGGGAGCUGGACUAAAUCUACAUACUCCUCAGACUACACUACUUCUGAAGCAAGUGCUUCUUCUGGUUUGAUCAAGGGUUUCUGCCCUGGACUAAAUCAUGGACAGAAGUUUGGUUUAUUGUACAUGCAUUCUAACGAAGAACAUAGUGAUCAUGAAACCGUCCAACAGGAAGAAUCUACAACUGUUCAAACCCAUUCAGUGAUGGUUCUUCCUGCACAGAGUUCUGACAGUUCGGUACCUGAUUCUGGCAAUGAUCAUAAUGAUACUCAGAUUAGUGAAUCAGAAGUUACUUCUUGA